GUGUCGGCAGCAGCUGCAGCCUCCCGCGCCACCCCCUCGGCCGCCGCCGCUCCGGGGCGAGGGUGAGCUGAGCAAGGCCCGCAGCUGCCACCCCGCGCCGUGCGGAGCGGAGUGGAGCGGCGGCCCCGGAGAACGCAAAGUUGCCAGUCUCAAGCGCAGACAUGCCGGGCAGCGACACGGCGCUCACCGUGGACCGGACUUACUCGGACCCCGGCCGGCACCACCGCUGCAAGAGCCGGGUAACACGACAUGACAUGAAUACCCUCAGCCUACCCCUGAGCAUACGCCGAGGGGGGUCAGACACCAACCUCAACUUCGAUGUCCCAGAUGGCAUCCUGGACUUUCACAAGGUCAAACUCAACGCAGACAGCCUGAAACAAAAAAUCUUAAAGGUGACCGAGCAGAUAAAAAUCGAGCAGACAUCCCGCGACGGGAAUGUCGCUGAGUACCUGAAACUGGUCAGCAGUGCGGACAAGCAGCAGGCUGGACGCAUCAAGCAGGUGUUCGAGAAGAAGAACCAGAAGUCAGCCCACUCCAUCGCCCAGCUGCAGAAGAAGCUGGAACAGUAUCACAGGAAACUCAGGGAGAUUGAACAGAAUGGAGCCUCUAGAAGCUCAAAGGACAUCUCUAAAGACAGCCUGAAGGAAAUACACCACUCUCUGAAGGACGCCCACGUGAAAUCUCGGACUGCUCCCCACUGCCUGGAGAGCAGUAAAUCGAGCAUGCCAGGGGUAUCCCUCACACCCCCUGUGUUUGUCUUCAAUAAGUCAAGGGAGUUUGCCAACUUGAUCCGGAAUAAGUUUGGCAGCGCGGACAACAUCGCUCACCUGAAAAAUUCCCUAGAAGAGUUCAGGCCAGAGGCCAGCCCCAGGGCGUACGGGGGCAGCGCUACCAUCGUGAACAAACCCAAGUACGGCAGCGAUGACGAGUGUUCCAGCGGCACAUCGGGCUCGGCUGACAGCAAUGGGAACCAGUCCUUCGGGGCUGGUGGGGCCAGCACACUGGACAGCCAGGGGAAGCUCACUCUGAUCCUAGAGGGACUCAGGGAGAUCAAGGACACGCAGACCCAGCUGGCAGAGGACAUUGAAGCACUGAAGGCGCAGUUUAAGAGAGAAUACGGCUUCAUCUCUCAGACUCUGCAAGAGGAGCGAUACAGGUAUGAGCGACUUGAAGACCAGCUUCAUGACCUGACAGAGCUGCACCAGCAUGAAACAGCCAACCUGAAGCAGGAGCUAGCCAGCGCCGAGGAGAAGGUGGCCUACCAGGCCUAUGAGCGCUCGAGGGACAUCCAGGAAGCCUUGGAGUCGUGCCAGACGCGCAUCUCUAAGCUGGAGUUGCACCAGCAGGAGCAGCAGACCCUCCAGACAGACUCCGUGAACGCCAAGGUGCUUCUGGGAAAGUGCAUCAACGUGGUUCUGGCCUUCAUGACGGUCAUCCUGGUGUGCGUGUCCACCCUGGCCAAGUUUGUCUCUCCGAUGAUGAAGAGUCGCUUCCACAUCCUUGGCACCUUCUUUGUCGUGACUCUUCUUGCGAUAUUUUGUAAAAACUGGGACCAUAUCCUGUGUGCCAUAGAAAGGAUAAUAAUCCCAAGAUGAGCCACCAGUUCCUGCCUUCUCAUUCUCUCAAGUUUUUAUUUUGAAGAGAACUCU
Messenger RNA from Acomys russatus (golden spiny mouse), 1649 nucleotides. RefSeq names its product transmembrane and coiled-coil domain family 3 (gene Tmcc3). NCBI's taxonomy places the organism in Eukaryota, Metazoa, Chordata, Mammalia, Rodentia, Muridae. Gene Ontology annotation, cellular component: endomembrane system. The record is from RefSeq and is a predicted model, not a curated record. Bases 162 to 1595 code for a protein of 477 amino acids. The transcript has 4 exons.